Arabidopsis arenosa is the source of this 508-nucleotide messenger RNA. Lineage: Eukaryota; Viridiplantae; Streptophyta; Magnoliopsida; Brassicales; Brassicaceae. The record is from the annotation of a GenBank genome assembly.
AUCCACGCGCCGCCGGAACUCGUCUGGUCAAUCGUCAGACGAUUCGACAAACCACAAACAUACAAACACUUCAUCAAAUCCUGCUCCGUCGAACAAAACUUCCAGAUGCGCGUCGGAUGCACGCGCGACGUGAUCGUCAUCAGUGGAUUACCGGCCAACACAUCAACGGAAAGACUCGAUAUACUCGACGACGAACGGAGAGUUACCGGAUUCAGUAUCAUCGGAGGCGAACAUAGGCUGACGAAUUACAAAUCUGUCACGACGGUGCAUAGAUUCGAGAAAGAGAGUCGGAUCUGGACGGUGGUUUUGGAAUCGUAUGUUGUUGAUAUGCCGGAAGGUAACUCGGAGGAUGAUACACGUAUGUUUGCUGAUACGGUUGUGAAGCUUAAUUUGCAGAAACUCGCGACGGUUGCGGAAGCUAUGGCUCGUAACUCCGGUGACGGAAGUGGUUCUCAGGUGACGUGAAAACAAAAAACGACGAAAAAAUUUAUAAAAUGAUUUAUUUUCU